Messenger RNA from Emiliania huxleyi CCMP1516, 14394 nucleotides. It is a transcript of the gene PKS11, whose product is annotated as polyketide synthase. Gene Ontology annotation, molecular function: oxidoreductase activity; phosphopantetheine binding; fatty acid synthase activity. The record is from RefSeq and is a predicted model, not a curated record. Bases 1 to 14394 code for a protein of 4797 amino acids. NCBI's taxonomy places the organism in Eukaryota, Haptophyta, Isochrysidales, Noelaerhabdaceae. Gene Ontology annotation, cellular component: cytoplasm; plasma membrane. Gene Ontology annotation, biological process: DIM/DIP cell wall layer assembly; fatty acid biosynthetic process. The transcript has 5 exons.
AUGCCUGCGGACGACAGCACGGACAGUGCUGCGAGCGCGAGCGCCGCCGCCAAGGCAGCGCUCGCCGUUGCGGAGGAGUCAAAAGCGAUCGCUGUGCAGCUGAGCAAGAGGCUCGAGGAGCAGCAAGAGACGCUGCGCACCUACUCCUCGUCGCUGCUCGGCCAGAGCCGCAUGUUCGCCUACAUGAAGAUGGCCGAGGAGUGGCCUUCCUCCGGCGCCAGCUCGCCGAGCCGCACGCCGCCUCCCGUCCCCGGCUCCUCCACCGGCGGCGACAGCUCCUCCUCGUCCUCUCGCCGCUCUUGGGCCGACCAGCCGCUGUCUCACCGCGGUCCCUGCUCUGAGUGCGGCCGCCUCGUGCUGCUGACGGAGGGGCGGCGCCAGAACGACUGUGGGAGCUACCGCCACAUUGACUGCGCCCUCGCCGCGGUGAUGGCCAGGCAGAGAGAGGCUGCUGCGAUGGCCCUGGGCAGCCUGGGUCGAGGCAGCCUGGCGCUCCCACGGCCGCCGCCGAAGGGGCCGCUCGACAGGUUCGCGGUCGCUCCGUCGAACGGGUCUGUCAGCCCGCCUAACGGCCACGCCAGCGGCUACGCGGCGGCGGCCGACGGCGCCACAAAGCCAGGCGGCGCCGCAAAGCCAGGCGGCGCCGCAAAGGCGAACGGCACGGUGCUCGCGAAUCUGUACGAGCUGUCCGGAGAGCACAUCGACGCCGACGCGCCGCUGCUCGAGUCGGGGCUCGACUCGGUGGGCGCGGUCGAGCUGGGGAACCAGCUGCAGCAGCAGACGGGCGAGGAGCUUCCCGCCACCCUCAUCUUCGACCACCCGACUGCCCGCCAGCUCGCGGACUUCUUUGCGAGCAGCGGCAUGCAGGAGGCGCUGCAAGACAGCCUGCCUGCCACCCUGCCGGCCACCGGCCUUCCCGCCGCCCGCCUCGAGGCGCUCACGGCGCGAGUCGGCGUCUUCGGCCUCGCGGCGACGCUGCCUGCGGGGGUGGGUGCACCCUCCGCGCUGCGCUGCGCCGCUGCAUGCGGCAGCGAGCUGGUCCGCGAGGUGCGCAUCUCGGCUACGUGGCGGCUGCGUCUUACCUCGGCCACACCUCGGCUGCGUCUCGGCCAUGACCCAUGGCUUGCUCCCUCGAGGUGCCGCCCGAGCGGUGGGGCGACGAGCGGCAGCCUCUACCUCCCCGCCGCGCCGCCAUCGGGGGCGGGGAGGUCUCGUCACGGGCGGUGGGUGCGGAGUAGGCUGUCCGAGCUCGACUCACUCUCGCCGGAGGUUGCCCUGCGAGCGAGGCACGGCGGCUGGCUCGCGGACCCCUCCCUCUUUGACCCCGCCCGCUUCUCCGUCUCGCCCGCCGAGGCGGCCGCCGUGGACCCGCAGCAGCGGCUGCUGCUCGAGUCCGGGUACGAGGCGCUGCACGGCGCGGGGAGGGAGCGCGGAUCGCUGCUCGGCUCGCUGACGGGCGUCUUCGUCGCCAUCGCCGCCAACGAUUGGGCCGAGAUCGUCCGGGACUCGCCGAUGGCGAGGAGCGUCUACGCCGCCACGGGCAGCAACCACUCCAUCGCGUCGGGGCGGCUCUCGUUUGUGCUCGGCCUGCAGGGGCCCUGCGCCGCCUACGACACUGCCUGCUCGGCGGCGCUCGUCGCCGGCCACGCGGCGCUGCGCGCGCUUCAGCUGAGCGAGUGCAGCGCCGGCCUCGUCUGCGCCGUCAACCUGAUGCUCCUUCCUGCGGCGGGCGUCGCGUGCGCCACGGCGGGCAUGACCUCCGCGCGAGGCCACUGCCACACGUUCGACGCUCGCGCGGACGGGUACGUGCGGAGCGAGUCGGUGUGCUCCGCGGCGCUGCAGCGGAGCGGUGGAGGCGAGAGCGCGUACUUGCGCCAGCGCGAGGCCGCGCCGCUCACACACGUCGCGGAGCGCUUUGGCCUCAGCGGCAGCUGCGUGCGGCAGGACGGCAAGAGCGCGAGCCUGACGGCGCCAAACGGCCAGGCGCAGCAGGCGCUGCUGCGGGCGGCGCUGGCGGACGCGGCCGUGACACCCGACCAGCUUGGCUGCGUCGAGGCGCACGGCACGGGCACGCCGCUCGGCGACCCGAUCGAGGCCGGCUCGCUCAAGGCGGCCGUGAUUGCGAGGCGGGGCGCCGGCGACGAGCCGCUGCGCGUCAGCAGCGUCAAGGCGAACGCCGGGCACGCCGAGCCGGCGGCGGGCGCGUCGGGGAUGGUGCGGCUCGCCCUGUCCCUCUCUCACGCGGAGGCGCCUCCGAACGCGAUGCUGCGCCUCCUCAACGAGCACGUCGGCGCCGCGCUGCGCGGGUCCUCGGCGCUGCUGCCAGUCGGCCUCGCGCCUCUGCCGGCGCCCUCCGACGGCGCCUCCGCCCGCGUCGGCGGCGUGAGCUCGUUUGGGUACAGCGGCACGAUCGCGCACGCGGUGCUGCAGGUGGAGGCGGCGGCGGAGCGGGGCGGGCCGGAGGCCGGCAUCGAGCCGCCUCGGUACCUGCGUCGCCGCUUCGCGUGGCGCGAGACGCCGCACCCUCUGACGCACCGGAGGGCCGAGGGGGAGGAGGGAGGCUCGGUGACGCUGCGGUCGCCGGCGGCGGGGGCGCUGCUGGCGCUGGUGGCCGACCACGUCGUGCAGGGGCGCGUCGUGUUCCCCGGCGCGGGCUACCUCGAGAUGGCGCGCGCGGCGUGCGUCGCCGCGUCGGGUGGUGCUGGCGGCGGCGCGGUGCUGCGUCGCGCCUUCUUCCUGCAGCCCUUUCUACUGGACGGCUCGCUCGACCGGCUGUGGCUGAGCUGCGAGCUGGGCGGCGCAGAGGAGCGCGCGUCGGUGGCGUGGCUGCAUCGGCGGUGCCGCCGCGAGGGCACGCGGGUCCACCCGGCCGAUUUGGACGGCGCGAUCCAGCAGACGGCGCUGCUGGCGCAGGGCGCGUCGAGCGACGAGAUCCGGCUGCCCUUCUCGGUCGGCGAGGCGCGGCUCGCGUCCGCCUCGGGUCGGCUCUGCUCCGCCGUCGAGGCGCAGGACGAGCACUGCAGCGCGAUCGGGAUCGCCAGCGCCUCUGCGCCCUGCCCCGCGCUGGCUCGCAUCGAUGCCUUCGAGGCGCGCGCUAUGCGCGGCCAGUCCGCCGCCACGGCCUCGCAACGGUCGCGCCACUUGUACGCGACGGAGUGGGCAGAGGUCGCCUUCUCUGUGGGCGACGGCGCGUCUGCCAGAGUCUUAUCCGGCACGAGCCCUGCUGCUGGCGCUUCGCGCGCGGUUCCGCCGGCAAUGUCUACUAGCGAGCACGUCUUCUCCCUGCCGCUACGCCGUGGGGCCGGGCCUCUGCCCGCCGCCGAGGCUCUGCUCUGCGUCCUCCGCCACCAGCUCGGCUCCCGGCCGGCGCCUGUCAGGGUGCUCAACGCUGGCACGCAGCCGGCAGCCGGCUCGGACGCGACACGGCCGCUGCACGGCGGCCUCUUGGGGCUCGCUCGGACGGUGCGGAGCGAGGCCAUGGUCGCCUCCGUCCUGCACGUCGACGGCUGCUCGGGAGGCCGGAUGGCUGUCGCUGAGGCAGGGAUCGAGAAGGAGGUGGUUUGCAGCGGGCGCAAGGCGUUUGCGCCGCGGCUGCGGCGGCUUCCCGCGGCGUCGGAGGAUGCGAGCGCCGUGCCAUCCACGCACCUCAUCUCGGGUGGGACCGGCGGCAUCGGACUGCUGGCGUGCAGAUGGCUCGGCGAGAGCGGCGCCGCUGCGGUGGUGCUGUCGUCUCGUGGAGGCUCCGUUGCGGCCUCUUGCGGCGCUGCGCUCCGGAGGGUCGCGGGGUGCAGCUUCUCGCUGGCCAAGUGCGACGCGGCCGAGCUGGAGGACACGCGCCGCCUCGCCGCUGCCCUUCUCGCCGGCAGCGGCGUGCCUCUGGCAGGCGUGUGGCACGCGGCGGGCGUGCUGUCGGACGGGCUGCUGCGUGCUCAGAGUGCGCAGACCUUCAAGCGCGUCUACGCGCCCAAGGCGCACGGCGCGUGGGCGCUGCAGCGCGCGGUCGCCUGCUCGCCGCUCGCCGCGUGCGUGCUCUUCUCGUCGAUCGCGGCGCUGCUCGGCGGCGGCGCGCAGGCAAACUACUCGGCCGCCAACGGCUGCCUCGACUCGCUCGCCGCGUGCCGCCGCCUUCGCGCGCAGGCGGCCUCGAGCGUGCAGUGGGGCCCGUGGGCCGAGGUGGGGAUGGCGGCGGCCGGCUCGGUGAGCCAGCGGCUGCAGUCGGCCGGCAUCUCGCUCAUCGAGCGCUCCCACGGCGUCGCGGCGUGGCAAGCGUCGCUGCUUCCGCGCAGCCCGGCCGUGGUGGCGGCGGUGCUGGUGGCGUGGGGCAAGUUCCUCGGCAUGAUGCCGCAGGUGCCGCCGCUGCUGUCCAGCUUUGAGGGCCAGCGCGUCGCGGUCUCCGCGGCGGGCGCGUCCGGCGGCGGGCCCGCGGUGCCGAUCACGAUGGAGUCGCUGCUCGAGAUGCUGCACGGGACGACGGGGCAGAGCGUCGACCCGGACGCGCCGCUGAUGGAGUCUGGCCUCGACUCGCUCGCCGCGGUCGAGCUGGGCAACCAGCUGCAGGCGCAGUCGGGCAUGACGCUGCCGUCGACGCUCAUCUUCGACUACCCGACGGCGCGCCAGCUCGCGGGCUACUUUGAGGAGAGGGCCGCGCCGUCCAAGGAUGCGCCGGAGGCUGUCGACAUCGCGCCAGCGGAGGGGCCGCGCUCUCCCCUCGCCGAGGCCCCUGUCGCCGCUGCGCGCGGGCUCAGCUCAAAGCUGCCCCGGGGCCAGGAGACCGUCCGUGACGCCCUCGGCAUGGCGGCGCGAGGCGCCGACCUCUGCAGCGAGGUCCCACCGCUCCGCUGGACCGCAGAGGGCCUCUCGCAGCUCGAUGGACCGGUCGCGCUUCGCGUGCGGCACGGCGGUUUCAUGCAGCACAUCGACCUCUUUGACAGCGCCCACUUUGGCGUCUCUGCGACGGAGGCGCGCGCGAUGGACCCGCAGCAACGGCUGCUACUAGAGGGUGGGUACGAGGCGCUGCACGCGGCGGCCUUCAACAGGGGAGGCCUGCUCGGCUCGCUGACUGGCGUCUUUCUCGGCAUCGCCGCCAACGACUGGAAGGAGAUCGUCCGGAGCUCGCCGAUGGCGAGGAGCGUCUACGCCGCCACGGGCAGCACCGUCUCCAUCGCGUCGGGGCGGCUCUCCUUUGUGCUCGGCCUGCAGGGGCCCUGCGCCGCCUACGACACCGCCUGCUCGGCGGCGCUCGUCGCCGGCCACGCGGCGCUGCGCGCGCUUCAGCUGAGCGAGUGCAGCGCCGGCCUGGCGGUGGGCGUGAGCACCAUGCUGCUGCCCGAGGUGUCUCUGGCCUUCGCCACGGCGGGCAUGACCUCCGCGCGAGGCCACUGCCACACGUUCGACGCUCGCGCGGACGGGUACUGCCGCGGAGAGGCGCUGUGCGCAGUCGCCCUCGGCUGCAGAGCCUCGGAGGCGGAGGUGCUUCUCGCCCUCGCGGGGAGCUGCGUGCGGCAAGACGGUAAGAGCGCGAGCCUGACGGCGCCAAACGGGCUGGCGCAGCAGGCGCUGCUGCGGGCGGCGCUGGCGGACGCGGGUGUCGGCGUCGGUGCGCCCGAGGUGGUGUGUGUGGAGGCGCACGGCACCGGCACCGCGCUCGGCGACCCGAUCGAGGCGAGCUCGCUCAAGGGCACGCUGCUUUCGCACCUGCCCCCUGCAGCCUCUCUGUCAGUGGGCAGCGUCAAGGCCAACGCCGCACACGCCGAGCCUGCGGCGGGGGCGACGGGCCUGCUGCGCCUCACCCUCGGCCUCCUCACUGCGCGUGCGCCGCCCAACGCGCAGUUGCGGGUCGCGAAUGAGCACGUCCUCAACGCACUCGAGGGGGCACCGUGCGCUCUCCCGACGCAGCUCGCCGCCCUUCGCCAAGCCCCCACCCAGGCCCGCGCCGGCGGCGUGAGCUCCUUUGGCUACUCUGGCACCAUCGUGCACGCCGUCCUGCGGGCUGCUCCACGGAGCCCGGCGACGCUGAGCGGCCGCUUCCGCUACGUGCGCAAGCGGUUCGGGUGGCGGACGCCGUACCAAGCGCAGCGAGGGCCCGCCGCGCAGGCGGGAGCCGUGCAGGCUGGAGGGCCCGCCGCCCCCGCGCCUCCGCUCUCGCCCGCGACGGAGGUCCUCUUGACGUACUCCUCGGCGUGGUCCUCCCAUCCCCGCCCUCUUCCCCGCCAGUCCAGCCGCUCCUGGCUACUCGUCGCCUCCGCUGACACCCCCUCCGGCGCUAUUGGCGACGGCGCCACCGCAGCCGCCACCGCCAACGCGACCAGCGCCGCCGGGUUGGUUCUUGAUUUGGCUUCGGUCCGAGGGGACCACGCGCCGCUCGCGAGGGCGGAGUGGAUCUUCUUCGUGGCACGGCAGCUCCUGCUGACCCGUCGCCCCUUACGGCUCGUCGUCCUGACGUCUGGUGCGCAGCUGAGCGUGCCCACGGCGAUGAGUGCGCUCGGAGGCUCCCGUCUGGCCGGUGGGUGCGCGUGGGGGAUGGGCCGUGUGCUUCGGAUGGAGGGCCCGGCGCUCGGCACCACCGUCGUCGACUUGCAGUUCGGUGCUUCUGUGCCGACCGCCCUCGCCUCCGUGCUGAUGGGCGACGACAGCGACGACAGUCUCAAGGAGGAGGGGCAGGUAGCCGCCUCCGCCACGGCGCUGCACGUGCUGCGGCUGCGGCGCGGCUGUGUGCACGAGGGGAGCGCGGCGCCGCCACAGAGCGGCGGGACGCACCUCAUCACCGGCGGGCUGGGCGGGCUCGGCCUCCGGGCCGCGUCGCUGCUCUGCGACGGUGCUGCGGAUGCUGUCGUGCUCUGCUCGCGGAGCGGACGAGUUGCGCGGGGCGGGCAGGGCCUCGAGGAGCGGCUCGAGCGGCUGCGGAGAGGGGAGGGCGGUGUGGCGGUGGUGGCGUGCGACGUGGCGCAGGAGGAGGGCGUGGUCGCGAUGCUCCGUUCAGCGCCGCGGGAGGUCGACGGCGCUCCCGGGACGGCGCUUCGCAGGCUCCGCUCGGUCCUGCACACUGCGGGGACGACGCGCGAUCGGCUGAUGCUCAACACCGGGCGCGACGAGCUCGCCGCUGUCAUGGCGCCAAAGGCGCUCGGCGCGCGCCACCUCCACGGCGCAACGAGCCAAGCCGCGGCGGCCGCCUUUGUGCUCUUCUCCUCGAUCGCCUCGACGUUUGGGAACGCGAGCUACGCUGCUGCGAACGCGUGUCUCGACACGCUGGCCACCGCUCGGGGUUGCGCCGGCAUGCCAGCGAGCUCGAUGCAGAUGCCGCUUAUCCUUGGGGCGGGCAUGGGCGCUGCCGACAAGCAGGCGUUCUCCCUCUUGUCGCUGUCGCUCGAGCAGUACGCGGGGUGCCUCGGCGCUCUCCUCGGCGUCUCGCCGCCGGCGCGGCCAGACCUUGCCCUCGACUUGUCGCACGGUGCCAGAGUCUGGGCCCCGCUGCCAGCCGAUGCAGCGUCGAUCUUGCGCGGGCAGCAUGCGGCGCUCCUGCCCUUGCUGUCGGAGCUGCCAGGGUCGGCGGUGCGCGCCAACGCGAGCGGCGGCCAAGCAGUCGCCGCUGCUCCGGGCAGUUUGGCGCACGAGCUGCUUCAGAUGCCGCCUGAGAAGCGACAGCCGCACGUUGAGGCGAUCGUGAUGGAGGGGGCACCGCAGGAGGCGGCGAUCCCCUCCUUCGGCGCGCUGACUCUCCGCUUCGCGCGGCGCCGCUUCGCGUGGGUCGAGCUGCCGCACCCGCUCGCCCAGCGGCCGAUCGAGGCGGCGGCGGGGAGCACCGUCCAGGGCAUGCGCGCGCCGGCCAGCGGUGCUCUGCUUGCCAUCGUGGCCGACCACGUGAUUCAGCGGCACGUCAUCUUCCCUGCGGCCGCGUAUCUCGAGAUGACGCGUGCGGCGCGCGCCGUGCGGCUGAGCGGGCGCGAGCCCCGUGCCACCCGGCUGUCGCGCGUCUACUUUAUGGCCCCGAUGUUCCUCGACGAGCCGGACGGCCUGUGGGUAUCGGUGGAGCUCGACGAAGCCGACGAGCGCUUCGAGGUGACCACCUCCCGCCUCGAUGGCUCCGGGGAGGAGCUGUCGCGUGCCGUCCACUGCGCCGGUUCAAUCGCCCUCGGCGAGGCGGGAGGGGCCUCCUCGAGCGCCCCCGCGGCCAGGUCGGUCGACAUCGUGGCGAGCCGAGGGGUGGCGACCUUUGGCGUCAGCGCCGCCGAUUACUACGCCAUGUUCCGCGCCCGGCAGAUUGAGUACGGCCCCGAGUACCGGAGGCUGCGCAAGAUGUGGACGUCCCGUGAGGAGGGCGUGGCCGUCGCGUCGCUCGGUGUGCGCGCGGUGGGGUACGCUGGCAUGCGAGGCACGGCCAUCCACCCGGGCGAUCUCGACGCGGCGCUGCAGCUCACCGGCCUCCUCGCCGACGAGGCGGCGGCGCGGGCCAACGAGACGAGGGUGCCGUUCAGCCUCGGGCACGCCACGCUCUCGGGCGCCACGGGGCGGCUGUGGAUCGUCUCCGUCCACUCGACGUCCGUCUCCGGGGCGAGCGACAUCCUCCUCGGCCGCGAGGCGCGCGGCUCCGCCCCCGGCGCCGCGCUGGUCGGCUUCGUCAACCGCGUGCUGAAGGCCGACGCGCAGCAGGGGCUGCAGGCGGCGCAAGCGGCCCGCAGGCCGUCGCACCUGUACGUCACGUCGUGGCAGGCUGCGACGGUGCCUGCCGCCGAGGACGCCAAAGCGGCGCUCGUGAUGUGCGCCUCGCCUCCGCUCGGCGUCGCGUCGGGCUCCGGCGCCGCGGCGGCGGCUCCGUCGGCGUCGAUUGGCGCGGUGGUGUACGCCAUCGGCCUGGGCGCCGGCGCCAAGGCCUCCGACUCGCUCGCCGGGCUGGCGGCUGCGUUUGACGUCGCGCGCACGCACACGAUCACGCGCUCGACGCCACCGAUGUGGAUGGUCUCGGCCGGCGCCCUCGCGGCCCGCUCGAGCGGCACCGGCGUCUCGAGCCGCGCGGGCCUGAUGGGCCUGAUCCGCCAGGCGCGCUCCGAGGCGCCGCAGUCGCAGCUGCCGAUCAUCGACCUGGACGUGCUCCGUCCGGGCAUGACCGAGCUGGCGGCGGUGUCGAAGCUGGCCGGCAAGCUCGGCCUCGGCUACAACGGCACGCCCGAGCCCGAGAUGGCCUUUGACGGCUCGAGCCAGCGCGUGCCGCGCCUGACCGAGGCGGCCGGCUCGCUGGGUGGACCCAUCAAGCUCUGCUUCGACGCCCGCGGCGCCGUCGGCAACUUGCGGGUGGUGCCACAGGAGGAGGACGGCUCCGAGCCGGUCCACGGCGAGCUCAAGCUGCACGUCGGCGCGGUGGGGCUCAACUUUCGCGACGUGCUCAACGUGCUCGGCGUGUACCCGGGCGAGCCGGGCGAGCCGGGCAGCGAUUGCGCCGCGCACAUCGCUGACAAGGGCACCGGCAUCCCGCAUCUCUCGGUCGGCGACGCCGCGCUCGGCCACGGCCUCGCGGUGCUCUCAUCGCUCUCGAAGUCGGACGCGCGCCUGAUGGCGGCCAUCACAGACUCGCUCUCGUUUGAGCAAGCCUGCACGCUGCCGACGACUUGGUGCACGGUGCACACGUCCCUGCUGACGGCGCGGCUGGGGGCGGGGUGCGAGGCCUUUCUGCACGCCGGAGCGGGCGGCGUCGGCCUCGCCUCGCAGGAGUACUGCCAUCUCAUCGGCAGCCGCACGAUGGCCAGCGUCGGGCGGCCGUACAAGCACUUUUACCUGCACCGCAUGGGCCUCGCCGGCCGCACGCUCAGCUCGCGCGACGGGGGCGCUUUUGCACUCGGCGCGUCGAGGCUGCUCGGCGCUGGUCGGCUGCACUCCGUCCUCAACAGCCUCUCGGCCGACUUCAUCGCCGUCUCCUUUGCGCUGCUGCGCGAGGGCGGCCGGCUGUGCGAGAUUGGCAAGCGCGCGGUGUGGAGCUACGAGCGGCGCGAGGCGGCGUCGGCGGCCGCGCGCUACGUGGCGAUCGCGCUCGACAGCACCAUCGAGCAGGCGCCGUGGUGGAUGGGCCGCACGCUGCGACUGCUCUCGGCGCGCACGGAGGCCCGCGUGCUCCACGGCCUUCCCAUGGAGCUCUUCGACCUCGAGAAGAGCGUGUUGGCCGCCUUCCGCACGCUGCAGAGUGGCACCAACACAGGCAAGGUGGUGGUGCGGAUCCCAAGGACGGCCGCCCCGACGCCGCCGCGCGGGGCCCACCUGCUGUCUGGCGGCACGGGCGGCCUCGGCCUCGUCACUGGCAGCUGGCUCGGCGAGAGCGGCGCCGCGUCGGUGGUACUGGCGGCCCGCGGAGGCAUGGUCGCCCCCGCGGACGGCGAGAAGCUCAAGAAGCUUGCCGAUUGCGACUUCAGCGUGGUCAAGUGCGACGUGGCCGAGCUGUCGGACACGGCUCGCAUGGUCGGCGCCGUCCUGGCCGAGGGAGGCGCGCUGGCAGGCGUGUGGCACGCGGCGGGCGUGCUGUCGGACGGGCUGCUGAGCACGCAGUCGGCGGGCUCCAUCAGGCGCGUCUACGCGCCCAAGGCGCACGGCGCGUGGGCGCUGCAGCGCGCGGUCGCCUGCUCGCCGCUCGCCGCGUGCGUGCUCUUCUCGUCGAUCGCGGCGCUGCUCGGCGGCGGCGGCCAGUCGAACUAUGCCGCCGCCAAUAGCUGCCUCGACUCGCUCGCCGCUUGCCGGCGCGUGCGCGCCAUGAGCGCAACGUCGGUGCAGUGGGGCCCGUGGGCGGAGGUGGGGAUGGCGGCGGGCGCGUCGAUCAACGCACGCAUGCAGACCAGCGGCGUGGGCCUCAUCGGCUUGGAGCAGGGCGCGCUGGCCUUGCGGGCGACGCUGCAGCCGUCCGCGCCCGGCGUGGUGAGCCUGGUGCUGCUGAGCUGGAGCAGCUUCCUCGGUGUGCUCCCCGAGACGCCGCCGCUCCUCGCCCAGUUUGAGGGCCGCAGGGGCGCGGUGGCGGCCGCGGGCCCGUGCGGCGAGGUGAAGGAGGUGACCCUCGACGCGAUCCAGGCGAUGCUGCACGAGACGACGGGGCAGAGCGUCGACCCGGACGCGCCGCUGAUGGAGUCUGGCCUCGACUCGCUCGCCGCGGUCGAGCUGGGCAACCAGCUGCAGGCGCAGUCGGGCAUGACGCUGCCUUCGACGCUCGCCUUCGACUACCCGACGGCGCGCCAGCUCGCGGGCUACUUCAAGGAGCAGGCCGACGCAGCGCGCGGCGCGGGCGCCACGAGCACGCCCCCGCCGGCAGCCCCGCCCGAGGACGAGUCUUCCCGUCGGCGCGGCGCGGCGGCGCGCCUGCACGGCGCGGGCAUCUCCCUGCCGGCGGGGCUGCGCGGCACGCAGGCGCUGCGCGGCGUCUCGGCCGCGGGCGGCGACACCAUCUCGCUCGUCCCCCCGGAGCGGUGGCGGAUCGACGGGCCGGAUCACCCCGACGGGCCUGUGGGAGCGCGAGCGAGGCACGGCGGCUUCCUCGCCGGUGCGGACCGCUUCGACGCCGCCUUCUUCGCCAUCUCGCCCGCCGAGGCGGAGGCGAUGGACCCGCAGCAGCGGCUGCUGCUCGAGAGCGGGUACGAGGCGCUGCUGGGCGCCGGGAUGGACAAGGCCCUGCUGGUGGGCUCGCCGACGGGCGUCUUUGUGGGCAUCGCGAACUGCGACUGGCACGACAUCCUCUGCCACACGCCGCUCGGGCGGAGCGUCUACUCCGCCACCGGCGCGAGCAACUCGAUCGCGAGCGGCCGCCUCUCGUACGCGCUCGGGCUGCACGGCCCUUGCGUCGCCGUCGAGACGGCCUGCUCCUCCGCCCUCGUGGCGAACCACGCCGCGCUGGGCGCGAUGCUGAACGGCGAGUGCGAGUCCGCGCUCGCGGCGGCGGUGAUGCUGAUGCUACUCCCCACCGUUGGCUGGGCCUUCGCGGUCGCCUCCCUCACCUCGCCCGGCGGCCGCUCCUUCAGCUUCGACGCGCGAGCGGAUGGGUACGCGCGCGGCGAGGCGUGCGGCUCCGUGGCGCUCCGUGCCGACGGCCCCGCCGCCCCCCGCUUCCUCUCGUCUUGCGUCCGCCAGUCGGGGAGGAGCGCCAGCCUGACGGCGCCCAACGGGUCGGCGCAGCAGGCGCUGCUUCGCGCGGGCAUCGCCCAGGCGGCCGUCAGCGCGCAGGAGCUCGCCUGCCUCGAGGCGGCGGCGAACGGCUCCCCGCUCGGCGACCCGAUCGAGGCGGGGUCCGUGCGCGCGGCCCUCCUCGCGGCGAGGACGGGAGGCGACCCCCUCGCCGUCGGCACCGCCAAGGCGAGCGUCGGCCACGGCGAGACCGCCGCAGGCGCAACCGGCCUCCUCCGGCUCGCCGUCGGCCUCGCGGGCGGGCACGCGUUCGCCAACGCGCAGCUGAGGGUCGUCAACGCGCACGUGGCGGCGGCCUUGCGCGAGUCGCCCUGCGCCCUGCCGACGCAGCUGGCGGACGCCCCGCUCCGCGCCUCGGGCGUGCGGUACGGAGAGGUCAACGCCUUUGGGUACAGCGGCACGCUCGCCACGGCGGUGCUCGAGAGCGGGCGAGAGGGCGCGGCGGGGGCGCUGCCCGCCUUCGCAAAGCCCGCCUACGCUCGCCGCUGCUUUCCAUGGCGCGAGGCGCUGUCUGAGGCCAAGGCGGGAGCACCAGGCGGAGGUGACGCGGGCGGAGCCCUGGCGGACGGCGCUGGCGACGAGCCGCAGGAGAUGACGCAGGAGAUGACGCUCCCGCUGCUGCUCGGGCUGCUCGAGCACGCGUCCGGCCGCGAGCUCGACGCGGACUCGCCGCUGCUCGAUGCGGGCAUCGACUCGCUCGCCGUGAUGGAGGUGGCGGGGAAGGUGCAGUCGCUGGCCGGCGUCGAGCUCAGCGAGGACGACCUCGUGGAUCACUCGACUGCGCGCCGGCUCGCCGCCCACAUUCGCGAGCUGCAGGAGCGGCCAGAGGCGCGCGUGCGGGUCGACGCCGCCGAGCUGUACGAGAAGGCGGAGCUGCUCUCUCCGCGCCUCGUCCUCGUCCGCGCCGCGCCCGAGGGCGGCGAGGGGGCGCCUUCGCUCGUCCUCGUGCACUCGAUCUUUGGCAACGAGCUCGGCUUCGAGCGGCUGCACUCGCUCGGCUUUGGCGACCGCGAGGUGCUCGCGGUGCGGCACACGGGCAUGUCCGAGGGCGCCGACGUCGAGGAGGAGUGCGUCGAGUCCUCCAUCGCCGAGCUCGCCGACGCGUAUGCGCGCGAGCUGCUCGCCUACCGCGGCGUGUCGCCCUUCGACCUCAUCGGCGCCUCGUUCGGCGCAACGCUCGCGCACCAGAUCGGCCUCGCCGCGCAGCGGCUGGGAGGCCACCCCCGCCGGCUGGUGCUGAUUGAGCCGCCGCCGCCAGGCCCCUUCCCGCGAGGGAUGCGCUACCUAGGCCAGGGCCGCAAGGUGACCCUGCACGACGCGGCGGAGGCGUGCCUCCUCAUCCGCGCCACCGCCGAGGCGGCGGCGAGGCAGCCUGAGGGCAGCCGUGUACAUCAUGGCGGUGGCACGGCGCGGGCGGUCGGCGAGGCGGCGCCCGCGGCGGACCGGUCGACGCAGGAGCUGCUCGACGAGCUGCGGCAACUGCCCGACGCGGCGCUCGGCUUCUUCGUCGCGAGCGCCUUCCCGACGAUGGGCCGCUCGCUCGCCUCGGCCGUCAAGACGACGAGCCGCACGCUGCACGUCGUGAGGCACCUCCAGCAGCUCAUCUUCAACGAGUGGAUGGAGCGGACGGAGCCGCUGCCCCGCUUCACCGGCCCGGACGGCUCGGCCGCCAUCUUUGUCGUCAAGAGCUCGCGCCGCAAGGAGUGGCUGAAGAAGCUGUUUGGCAGCGUGAGCGAGGAGCUGAUGCAGGUGAUUGAGCCGCCGCCCGCCGGUGGCGGCGGCGCGGAGGGGGAAGGGGCGCCCGAGAGCCCGGCCGCGGCGGCCAUCAGCGCGGCGCUCAAGUCGCGCAACCCAGUGCGGCGCGCCGCGGCGCGGAGCCUCGCGGGCUACGCGCGCGACGAGUUUGACGUCGUGUGCGAGGUCAAGUCGGACCGGACGAAGCUGCUCGGGCCGGCCGCGCUCGAGCUCGAGGUUGCGGGGAACCACACGCACGUGGCGGCGAUGUGCGUCUCGUACCGCUCGGCCGAGUUCCGAGCUGGCGUCGAGUCCUUCCUCGCGCCGCACGCGCCGCGCGCGCCGCCGGCCCGGGCGAACGCGAUGGCGCAGUGCGUGGCGCCGCUGCGGGGAGUGGCGGAGCGGGUCGACGCGCUCGGGGUUCCGGCGUGGAUCCCGGAGCUGGUGUUUGGCGACCUGAACGCGCUGCGCAGCGGCGUGAAGCGGCAGGGGAUCAACAUGGAGGAUUUUGUCUAG